Phascolarctos cinereus (koala) is the source of this 581-nucleotide messenger RNA. RefSeq names its product insulin like 5 (gene INSL5). Gene Ontology annotation, cellular component: extracellular region. The record is from RefSeq and is a predicted model, not a curated record. Gene Ontology annotation, biological process: positive regulation of feeding behavior. Gene Ontology annotation, molecular function: hormone activity; G protein-coupled receptor binding. NCBI's taxonomy places the organism in Eukaryota, Metazoa, Chordata, Mammalia, Diprotodontia, Phascolarctidae.
CCCUCACCACUGCUUGCUGCUGCCCUUCCCGGUUCCCGUUGGGUUCUCAUUCGCUCCUCAGCACCAUGAAGGUUGCCAUCUGGGCUUUCUUCUUCUUGUCAACCACGGUGGCCCUCUCUGCAGUGAAAACCAGGGAGGCGGUGAAGUUUUGUGGGCGAGAUUUCAUUAGGGCUAUCGUCUACACUUGUGGCAGCUCUCGCUGGAAAAGGGACCUUCAAGGGGCUCUUGAAGACGGAGAGGAAGGGAAAAAGCACUUUGAGGCGCCAAUCCAAAAUGGAGCUUCCGACGACAUCACGGACCUCCUCUACAGCAGCUCCCCCGCCGAUGACAUGCUCACGCAGGAGCAGCAGCCAGGGGGCGCUAGGCAGCGGAAGAGGCAGACCGAGGUGGCUGAUUUGGUCACUUUCUGCUGCCAGGUUGGCUGCACCAUCACAGAACUGAGCAAGCUGUGCUAGGGCGAAACCCAGCCGGGUGGGCAGUCGGGGCUUGACCGUGGCGGGCUCCUGCCCGCCUCUCCCAACACCCUGAUUCUUCUAAAAAGGGUGCCUUUCAAACCGACAAAUAAAGAAAUCAGCAAAUGA